Huiozyma naganishii CBS 8797 is the source of this 1236-nucleotide messenger RNA. RefSeq names its product DNA primase subunit PRI1 (gene PRI1). Lineage: Eukaryota; Fungi; Ascomycota; Saccharomycetes; Saccharomycetales; Saccharomycetaceae. The record is from RefSeq and is a predicted model, not a curated record. Gene Ontology annotation, cellular component: alpha DNA polymerase:primase complex. The transcript has a single exon. Bases 1 to 1236 code for a protein of 411 amino acids. Gene Ontology annotation, biological process: DNA replication, synthesis of primer.
AUGGUUAGUAAAUGGUGUAGAGCACGCCCCCAAGAGAUGGCCCCCAGCUCGUCAGACCUCGAGUUCUACUACAGCAGGGCGUACCCGUUUGCCCCGGUGUUCCGGUGGCUCAAUGGCGGUCCCGAAGACCAGCCAACGCAAAACGUGACGCACCGGGAGUUGGCGAUGGCCUUCCGGUCCGGGGCGUACAAGCGGUACGUGUCCGUGAACACGCUAGCAGAGUUUGCAGAGACGGUGCGGCGUCUGAACCCUGACCGGUUUGAAGUUGGUGCAGUUUACUCGCGCCCCCCCAAGGAGCGGGACAGUUUACUCAAGAGUGAACUUGUGGCCCUGCGGAAGGAGCUCGUGUUCGAUAUCGAUAUGGACGACUACGAUAGUUACAGAACCUGCUGUCAGGGUGCUCGUGUGUGUACCCGCUGCUGGAGGUUUAUCCAGCUUGCGAUUGAGGUCAUUGGCACCGCGCUGCGCGAGGACUUCGGGUUUUCCACGUUCGUGUGGGUGUUCUCAGGGAGACGUGGGGCUCAUUGUUGGGUCUCUGACCCACGAGCCAUGGCCAUGACGGACCAGCAACGUCGCAACACGCUGGAGUAUUUGAAUGUCGUCAGAGACAGGACCGCGGCGAAACGGCUUAACUUGGUAAGGCCGUACCACCCGUUGCUUGCACGGUCCCUUGAACUGUUGAAACCGCACUUCGCAAAUCUCUUGCUCGAGGAUCAGGACCCCUGGCGCGAUGAUACGCGUGCGAGGGCUACUUUGCUCACGGCGCUCCAUGACAAGUCACUCGCGGAGACGUUAUCCAAACAGUGGACUGAACAACCGGGGAGAUCCUCCUCCGAGAAAUGGCGGGAUAUAGACACUGCAGCUGCAUCGAUUAAGUUCCCCUCCACGGCUCGUAGACAGGACUUCCACGCGAAACUUCACGAGUGCAAGGAGGAUAUCGUCAUGGCCACUUUGUACCCAAAACUGGACGUCGAAGUAACCAAAUUGACUAGCCAUUUACUGAAGGCCCCAUUCUGUGUGCACCCGGCAACAGGGAACAUCUGUGUGCCCAUUUUGGACCCGCUCACGUUCACUCCCGACUCAGCACCGAAACUUAUUACGAUCCAGCAGGAAUGGGAGAAGGACCACAGGGCUCGCAACUCGUUGGAUCCGUUCGUGGACGCAUUCAGCAAGUACGCAGACGAUUUAGCCCUUGCAGAUAAGAAGAGGCCACGCUCACAGGAGGAGCAGCAGUAA